This is a messenger RNA of Lytechinus variegatus (green sea urchin), 3545 nucleotides long. Its product is annotated as adhesion G protein-coupled receptor L3-like. Gene Ontology annotation, cellular component: membrane. Gene Ontology annotation, biological process: cell surface receptor signaling pathway; adenylate cyclase-activating G protein-coupled receptor signaling pathway. The record is from RefSeq and is a predicted model, not a curated record. The transcript has 14 exons. The coding region runs from base 234 to 1469 and encodes 411 amino acids. Gene Ontology annotation, molecular function: G protein-coupled receptor activity. Lineage: Eukaryota; Metazoa; Echinodermata; Echinoidea; Temnopleuroida; Toxopneustidae.
CCCUUGUUUACUGGAAUACGUUUCCACUAGAUGUCUAUGUAUACCGAUCUACAGUCUCUGAUUUGAAUGCUACUGGAUGGAAAGAAACCACCUCAAAUGGAAAUCAAUUUUCCAUACCAGCAAACUUUUUGCGUCAUGAAAUUGAUCAACAAAACGAUGGACAAGACCUACUGACCGUCACAAUAAUUGUCGUUGAAUCGGCACGUCAUGCUGAGCUUUUAAAUAACUACACGAUGAAGGACGCCACCGAUAAAACUGAUGUCAUCACUCAAGUUGCAAGUGAUGUUGUAACAGCAUUUGUAUUUAUUGGUGACGAGAAAGUGUCUGUUCCCUUUAGUUUCAACCUUACACAUUCUAAAGUACUAUCCCAGCCUCCAUUGCCGAAAUGUGGCUUCUUCGACACACAAUCAAGAAACUGGAAUUUCAGCGGCUGCCGGGAGAUCCCAACAGACAACGCGAAUAUGACGUCAUGUUACUGUGAUCACAUGACUAGCUUUGCCAUUCUCGUGCAGUUGCGACCGAAUGAUCGGGAUGUAAAUGAGAUCGAUAUAUUCAUCGGUGCUAUUCUGACCCGGUGUGGUAUUGGACUUUCAGUGACGUCACUCAUCAUUAGUCUGAUUAUCUUCUUUAUUCUCAGACAAUCCAUGGCAGCUGACCGUGUAAUAAUUCACACCAACCUGAUGAUUGCUAUUCUGUUCUUUGACAUCACCUUCCUUUUCAACACAAAUCCAAUUGAAAUCGAGGCUGCAUGCAAAUCAUAUGCCUUCAUUUUGCACUACUUCUCUCUGGCAAUGAUGUUUUGGAUGCUCGUAGAGGGCGUACAUCUCUAUCGUCAAAUCAUCAAAGUGUUUGAUUCUGACAACCUACGAACAUGGGUCUACGGUAUCAUAGGAUGGGGUUUGCCAGCCCUGAUAAUCACUAUUACUGGAGGUGUGAGGCAUCAGAGCUAUGGAUAUGAUCAAUAUUGCUGGCUGAACCCAAACGAUGGAACUAUUUGGGCAUUUAACGGACCUCUUAUCUUAAUUACAUUCGUCAACGUCAUUAUUCUUGCACUUGUUGUAAAGGCAGUGGUAGCGGCAUCUCGAGGACAACUUGAAAAUGAUAAAAUCAAGCAAAUCAGAAAUGGGCUUCGCAGCACCAUAUUGCUUUUCCCUCUGCUCGGUACAACUUGGCUCUUAGCACCUGCAUUGAUAUUAUUCCCUGGUAUCAGAUCACUCACCUACAUCUAUAACGUGCUUAACCCUCUCCAGGGUUUCUUCAUAUCACUGUUUUACUGCUUUCUGAAUACCGAGGUCCGAAACGUCAUUAAAGAACAUUUUCGUAAAGCUCGUGACAGCCGGAAUUUGGACACCAAUUCUGGUACAGCUUCAACAUCAGAGGGCAAAACAGCAAAGUCUAACAUGAGACUGGUUCGAGUCGCUCCCGCUCCUGUGAGCCAGACGCUAAGCAUUCCCGAGGUUUGUAAUUAAUCAACAUGGGCAGAAAAACUUGACUACAACCGUACCCUAGACAUAGUCACCAAUCAUCGCUUCAUUGAAAGUUGAGGGUUCGAGUCCUUCAUGUCCUAGAAGUAGGCCUUAUAUCAUCGAGAAAGACAUCACUCUAGAUUCGGCACUCCGAGAUCCGGAUGCAACGAGAGACAAAUUCUGAACAUUUUAAAUUCAAUUUAAAUGUAUAAAUUGUAUGAAUUUAUAAAUCGUAGAAGUUUAUUCAUUGUAAUACACAUGGAAGCAGAUCAUAAGAAGCUAUCUGGAAGGAUAUUCCAAAUAUGAAUGAGCUAUAAUAGAACAGUAUAUUUGGAACAUUCACUCAAUGAUAAAGAUGGCUGCUAGUGAAUGGAUUUACACUUUCAGGAAAAAGAGAGUAUGGAAGCCAUUAUAAGACAAUUGAUACUAGAAUAUGAUUGUUACGACAAAAAAUAUACUUGAUUGAUUUAUUGAUUACUUAACUGUUUGAUUGAUAGUUUGAUAGAUUGAUUGAUUGAUAGAAUGAUUGUUUGAUUGAUUGAUUGAUUGAUUAAUUGAUGUAUGUAUUGAUUGAUUUCAUUAAUUUGAUAUAUUCAGAUUACGCAAAUAGAUACACUAUUUCUGUUCAAACCAUAUUUCUAUAUAGGAUGCAUUGUAAAAACUUGAUAAAAUUGGAGCAUGUGGGAUAAUGAAGCAUAGCUUAUGUGAUGUAGAUUCCCCGAUUAAUCUAAUUCCAUCGGGUAAUAGAGUAUCAUUUGCCAUGAAACAACAAGAGUUUGAGAAGGUAGGGAAAUAAGGAGAGGAUCGAGGAAAUAAAUGGAAAACAUGAUCUUAAAAAAAUGCAGUAGGCCUAAUAUGCUCGAGUACUGGGUAAAAUCAUAAUACUUUCUGGAAAAUGCAUGUAUUUUAACAAACAGCUGGUCAAAAACUUGACCAGUCGUUUCUUUCAAGUUCGCUUCUAGCAAUAUGUAUAUAUGUAUAUCAUACAAAUAUAUCAGGUGUUGAAAAAGUAUAGUGGGAAUUUUAUCCCAGGUUUCACUGGCAAUAACUAUUUUCCCCAAGGGGCGAAGCUUAUAUUGGCAGUCCAAAUUCCCACUAUUCUUUCGAAGAAAACGCCUGAUAUAUUUGUUUUAUAUCCCUUUAAAACUUGUAGACCUAGUCCUUGUUGAUAUGUUAGCAAUCUAGACCAAUUCUAACGUUGCCGGACCUCGUCCUAACAUGCGGCCUAUCGAGCUAACGCUAGCCAGUCACUUGGUAAAACUGCGCAUGUUCAUGCUCGAUAUGUCGUGUAUGUUCUCUCGAUAUUGAACUGCGCAUGCUCCCUGAUCUGACAGGAUCCAGAGAUCCGUAUACCGUUUAUUCGCAAAAAAAAUAAAUAAGAUACAAGCAUCUCGCUCUAAUUCUUUACCGACAAAAGUCUGUUUGGAUAUUGAAUAGGUUCUAGAUUAUCAUGCAGAAAAUAUAAUAUAAUAUACAUAUAGAAUAUAAUAUAUUCCAUGACGGCCAUUCAUACAGGAUUUAAUAAGCAGGGAAGUGAGAAUUUUACACUCCCACUUCCCUGGAAAGAUCCGAUACUAUAAUUUGUAUGUAUUUGUAGUUAGCCUGCUCGUUUAAUUUUGCAUCUUGAGUGCUAGUGCAACUGUAUAGCGGCUCAGCGUACCUCUCAUUAUGUGAAGUCGGACACAAGCCGCGCGCUGCCUACCCAGAAACUGCACUAUGUCCGGGAACGUUAGAAUUGGUCUAGAUUUGUUACACAUCAGCACGGACUAUAGGUCUACAAGUUAUAAAACAAAUAUAUUAAUUGGUUGGACUGGCAAUAUAAUUAUUUUUCCUCGGGGCUUUGGCCCUCGGGGAAAAUAGUAAUUGACAGUUCAACCUUUGAUAAAUAAUUCCCACUAUACUUUCUCAAAGCCUGAUAUAUUUGUAAAAUAUACGGAACUAUUUGCAGCGAUGUGCUUUCCGAUUGAAAUUAUACUUUGCUACAUGAUCACGAAUUGACCAAUCCCUUAUCUGGAAUACUCAUGAAUAUUCAUAAGAGGGAUAUAAAUGAAUAUAUACAGCACGCAUAAAACGAAAGGU